Molecule: messenger RNA, 270 nt
Organism: Acanthoscelides obtectus
Lineage: Eukaryota; Metazoa; Arthropoda; Insecta; Coleoptera; Chrysomelidae
Source: the annotation of a GenBank genome assembly
UGAACUUGCUUAUAACAGUUGAUUCAUUUAGAGGUACUUUUUUGGUGUGGCUGUAAUUGUUUAUGGCGCAUGCGUCAUGACAACUAAUUUGACAUUUUCUGUUUCAGUAUUGUUCGACAUUUCAUCAUGGAAAGACUACGAACAUCAACGUUCUGCGAGAAGUGUGUUUCGUGCACUUAGAGCAAAUUAUGAACGCACAAUUCGUCGUACGGUCGAAAAAUUUUAAACCCAAUUUUCAUUAUUGGAUAAUACCCGACCAAAUGAACCACA